This is a messenger RNA of Bactrocera latifrons, 6785 nucleotides long. RefSeq names its product transforming acidic coiled-coil-containing protein 2 (gene tacc). The transcript has 12 exons. Bases 372 to 4715 code for a protein of 1447 amino acids. The record is from RefSeq and is a predicted model, not a curated record. Gene Ontology annotation, biological process: cell population proliferation; mitotic spindle organization; cerebral cortex development. Lineage: Eukaryota; Metazoa; Arthropoda; Insecta; Diptera; Tephritidae. Gene Ontology annotation, cellular component: cytoplasm.
CGACGAUCGCGACAAAAAUUUUUACAAAGUUAAUGGUGCAUGUAGCAGUGAUCCCCGGAUCGCACAAUAUUUUUUAAUUACGUGAUUCUCUAACCUUUUUUGUUGUGAAAAAGAAAAUAUCGGCGAGCAAUUUCGGCGGUAUAGGAGGGCGUGACGCCACGCACUAUAGGCGUUAACGUAAAUAGCGUAAAUCAAUCGUGCGUGCUAAAUGAUUUUCACAAAACAAAACAAAUAAUUAAAUUCAAAUACGCAAAUAUAGCAAAACCAAAGGCAUAAACCCGAGAAAAACGCAUUCAGCAAACUUUUAAGUUGUCACAAGCUACCGAAAUAAAACUCAAGCGCUUCUACUAUAAAAUUCGCAACCAUAUACAAUGGAGUUCAUUUCAAAUCUUAUAAAACGACCAAUAAGUUUGGUACGCAGCGAUUCCCUACCACCAGCGUCCAACGAGCCAAGACAAGAUACAAGUAAUUCACGUCCUAUCUCACCGAAACAAACGCCGUCACCAUCACACUCACCAUUAUUGACCUUUGAUCGAGCCACCACGCCGGAUCCACUACAACAACAUUUAGUCAGUUCGCUGAUGGUGACAUCCAAUAUAAUCGAAGCAAUGAAUCGACAAGACGAAUUUCGCCCCAUUACUGUGGCAGCAACAACACGUGCCUCUCUACCAAUCAGUCAAUCGCCUACACAAGCACAGUCACAUUCUUUACAAACAAGCACCAGUAGCAAUGUCAGCGCAGGUGGCAACAUGAAUCCUCCGUCCAACAACGUUGGCAACACAAUCGAGGAGUUGCUCAUAGAAAUCAAUAACAAUUUAAGCAAACAAGAUGAUCUACUUGUACAUACCGCCGGUGCACUAAGUCAACAUCAUUUGCCGAAUCGACCAUUAUCAUUAUCUCCAACUGCUUUGACGCAGCCAUUGGCGACUGAGUAUAACGCAGUUUGCUCGCAAAACGCAAAUCUCAAAGCCACGCCCUCAACACAAUCCACAGAGUCAUUGUCUUCGUCGUCGUCGCUACUAAAAUCAACUGCUAUGGCACCUGUGGCUGAUAGCGUUUCUACAACAUCUUUUACAGUCACCGAAACUGAGCCGAAAGCAGGGUCUUUCGAUGGAUCCACUCCAGUAUCGCUUAAAACGGGUGCUAAUAUAGAUAUUAAAUGCGAGACAGCCAGCGAUUUGAUUGAAACAAAAACACCAGAAAUGCUCACAGCGCUUAAUCUGAAUGCGGAAGAUCGCGCAAAACUAACUUUUGAAGACGGUCUUAUACCAACAUUAACAGCAGCCAUAAGUGAGCAUGAAAAACAUGACGGCACUCUUGGAAAAGGUAACUCAAAUUCGGCUCAGUACCUGAUGGUACAACUUGAACCGGACACCGCUGCCUCAUCGGACAAUGAAACCUUCACGGAAUGUCAGUCCUACCAAAUCGCGUCUGCUAACGAUUAUGGUUUUAUAGCGGAUGAAUAUAGUUUUGAGAACUCCGAAAUCGAAUCAUACUUUAGUGCUGCUAACUCAAGAAAUGCUACACUCACGACAGGUGAAGCAGAUCCUUUAAGUGUUACUAUAAAUAAAACGUCAGAACAAAAUGAGAGUGAGCAAGGUGACUUGCAAUCACAGGUUUCAGCUAUAAGUGGUGACGAUUUGUUAGCAACGCACCAACAUUCAUUAGAUGUAACCUUCGAUGAAGAACCAAUGGAUGUGGAUGAGAGUUUUACUGAGUUAAAACAAAAUGUAAACGUUGAAACAUGCCAGUUGCAUACAACUAAUGUCGGAGUUGAUAAUGAGUCAACUUCGAAAACAGCAGAGCCGGAAAGUGUUGUUACUAAUGGCGAAGCGACGGAGGUUAAGCAACUAAAUUGUACUAAAAACGAAGCUGUCCCCAAAGAUGCUGCAGUGCCUCAGCCCGAGACCGAGUUAGAAAUUACACAAUCAAAACUUGAGUUGUCACUAAACAAAAGUAUCGAAAUACCCACAUCAACAACGCAAAAGAACAAUUAUGAGGACAAUCAGCUAGAUAUCAGCAGUACUGAAACUUUUUCGGAAGUAACAGUCGAUCUUACCCAAGCAACAAUUGCUACGACAUCAUCAACUUCAAUUCACUCCGCAAAUACCAGUUUACAUCCCAUCGAAGAAGAGUUAUUGAAAUAUAAAAUUCCAGGUAAACAAGAAUUCGGUAAGUCCUGGACUGGUUCACAAAAUGCACUAAAUCUGACAGUGGAUAUGGACUCAUCAACGCAAAGCAAUAAAAGUUCCGCUUCCUCACCAAGUUUCCCUAUAAAACAUAAGGGAAACUCACUCAAACAAUUUCCACGCUCGCCCACUGCAGCCGUACCAAAAAGUAUGACAUUUUUAGAAAAAUCGGAAUACACUGAGCGUAUUGAAACAGAACGUAAAAAAUCUACAGCCAGUGAGCCGAAGCUGGAGUUAUUCGGUUCACGCAAAACAUCGACAGUCGACGAAAAACCAACACAGCAUGCAAUAACGGAAAAUCUUGCUGCAUGCAUUACCAGCACUACGGUAUGUCCAAAUGAGCCUAAUAAUGAUGAAGUUGCGUCAACAAAAAUAAAUGGCAAUGCAGCAACGGAUGAAGUUGCACCUUUAACAAGUGCUUCUUCAAUAGACAGUUCAGAUAAACGUCGUACAUAUAAUGUAACGGCUCCAGUGAAACCUUCUCCUGAAAUAGAGAGCGUGACACAAAAAUGUGUGAACGAUCACGAGAAACGACGCACCUUUAAUAUGCCUGCAGCACCGCAAGCACCAAGUAUCGUUGGACAAAAAUCGGAAAGAGACGAGGACAAACGACGUACGUUUAAUAUGCCUGUAUCAACACAAGAAACAGACAUGACUACCCAAAAACCAGAGAAUGAGGGCAAUAAUCGACGAACUUUUAAUCUUAUGGGCUCAGAAGAUAUAAUAGAGAAGAAAAUUUCAAGCGAAAAUAAUUCUGAUACAGCCGAGAGGCCUCGAACUUACAUUGUUUCUGAACCAACAUUUCCGAUGAGACCAAAUAGUGAGGGAAUAAAUGUGCCUAUGGACAUAGACGACACAUUACCAACAGAUGCUGGUCAAAACAACACAACACAAUCCCGAACACCAAUGCAGUCCCCCACAACAACUGUUUCUAGUUCGCCACCAAUACCGCCUUUACAAAAUCGUAUUGGAAACACCAUUCCAACAAACACCUCACCCCCAAUACCGACACUACAAAAUCGGGCACGAAAUGACCAAACCCAACUUAUUAUGGAUGAUGAUGCCUUUAAAGUGCCACUACCGCCAUCGCCAGCAUCAUCGACGGCAUCACCACCAACAGCUACCAUACAUAAACGACCGUCUAUCCAUGCGUACAAAAAUACAGAAGAUGUCGUUGAAGCGUUAUCCGCCAAAGAGCAAACCAAACGCGAUGCCAGUGAUGAGAAGGAUGUGUUCGCUGGCAAUUGUACACCCUCACCCAUGGAAGAGCAGCCAUCUUCAACAAGCAAUUUUGGUGAUUUCGGCUCUAAUUUAAACGUUGAUGUGGAUCAGCAAGAAUUUGCAAGUGAGCAAUUUGAGAAUGGGAAUAAUUUAAUUUUGAAUCCAUCCGACUUUGAUUAUCUACUCACAAAAGGCAAUAAUAGCGCGCCAAUUGAUCGCAGUUCAAUAUUACUGAAAUUCGAUCCGUUGCUCGGCGUGCCAGUACCUGCAAAUCAAGUGCAACAACAGAAACCAACAAAGCAAACACCACAAAUAUUACAAAACAUUUUAGGAAGUAAUCUAACAAACUUAAGUCCUACACUCGAAGAGGACGAGCACUCAUCAUCAGCGUCCACAUCAUCCAUUAGCAAUAAUCAAUCGUUUGUUGUUGAGACCGAUAAUAAAAGGAAAUCUGACGAAGAGGAGAGUACCAAGUCAAAACAGAACUUUAUUAAGAUUUUGGCAGAGAAGCAGCAACGCCAACAACAACAAUAUCAACAACCAACUGUUUUAAAGAAGCAUGACAGUAUGAGUGUCGACGUGAUUAAGGAUAUGAAUAUCGACAACGAUUGUAACAAAUCCUUUGAGAAUUCAAACUCACAACCCGAUGAAAAACAAAUUAACUACAAAAUGGAUGAACUCGAGAAGAAAAUUAAAAACGAAGUACUCAAAACAGAAGAUAUCGAAAAGAAAUUGAAAGAAGCUGAACAGCGUGAGGAGGCAUUAAUCAAACGGAUAACGGAAAAAGACAAAACAAUAACAAAAAUGACCGGGGUCAUUGAAGCGUACGAAAAAGCAAUUGCUGAGCUAAUCGCUGAAAAAGAGCAAUUAUUACAAAGCUACGAGAAACAGUUGGCGGAGGUCAAGGCGGAUCGCGACUCGAAUUAUCAACAUCUCACGUCACUCGAAACGACAUUUGCUGAUCUGCAUGUCAAAUAUGGCAAAAGUAAGGAAAUGACGCUGCAGCUGAAGGCAGACGAAGAGGCUUUAGUGGUAGAGAAGCGGCAAAUACUGGAGAAUUUGCGACUUCAAGAGCAGCGAUAUGAAAAAAUGAAGAAUCAUGCGAUGCAACAGUUGGAAAUCGCCAACAAAAAGCUCGAAUCGCUUAAUAAAGAGCACAGUAUCGAGACAACAAAACUGAAAGCACUACUCAAAAAGGAGGAAAUCUCACGUGCCUCUAUCAAUGAGCAAUUACAGCAAAAGUCCAGAGAAAAUGCGGAGCUGGUUAAAAUAUGUGAUGAACUAAUUAAUGGCCAGGGAAGUUAAGUGAUUUCAGCGGUCAACGUCGGCAAUGCAGCGACCUAUGUAUAUCAAAUGUUUGACCGAUUUGCAUAUACUCUCAAUAGAUGUAUGUGUGUUUUGUACUUGUUAUGUAUGAGCUAAGCCUAAAUAGCGUAGCAUUACAUUGCAUUACAAUUACUCGUUAUUAAUAAUUAUUUAGUUGCCUGGUUAGCAAGCAAUGGCGGCAUAGUACAGUGUUCGUAUGCCCACGUACGUACGUGCGUGUGUGACGCUCAAAUGCCAGAUGCGCUUAAGAAAUGCAUUCAUUCAGUUCGCAGUCAUUCACAAACAGUUGUGUGAUUAAUUUAAGAAUUUUUUAUAAUUUAAUUCUCCUUUUUUAAUUUUCCAUUGACAUUCACAAUGAUUUGUAUUGCACUUCUUUGCCGCAUAUAAGUAAUAAUUGUUAAGUAAUUUUUUAUGUAAAAAUAUGUAGGCAAAUGAGUUAACAAAUCCACAAGUUAGUUCGUGGAAAUCAAUAAACACACAUAAACAAACAUUUAAACACGAAUAUUAUUACCUCGAAACAUAUGUACAUACAUGGAAAGAGGCAAACAAAAUAUAUACUAUCAUAACUUACUGUGUGUUAUGUACUUUAAUUGUAGAUUCUCUUUAAUAAUUUGCAUAGUUAUGCUGUGAAUAUACUGAUAUGAAUUUCACUUCAAAGAAAACUAACUGUACAAUCUCUUUAAAUUUUAAUUUUUUUAUAAAAAAUCAAAAUGUUUAGAAUUAAUUUGUAUUAAAUUGUAUUAAUUUAUUAAUGUUUAGUUUUCCCUCAAACUGCCGAGCCUAAAAUACAUAGCUAACAUUGGAAAUAUUAAAUCGAAUUUUAUUCUGCUGUUUUAUACUGAAAAUUAUUGUUACAUGGACUUUAUUUAAGGCGCCGCCUAUGAAAUACAUAUUUUAACUAUAAUCCCACAACGGUAAACUAGUAAAAACCGUUAGUUUAGUUGAGUGCUGCAUUUUUCAAGCAUCUUCUGCUCCAUAUGCGACAAGUCUUGAAAUCAAUAGGUAUUAACUCGCUGUGUAAUUAUGUUGAUUAUGAAGUUCCGAAUAUUUCACUCUCAAUUUUAUCUAAGAAAAAUGGAAGUAGUAUGAUAGCAGCGAACAUAGCGAAUAUCUAUAUAAACUUAUUAGUUAAUAUAGUUUUCUUCUAAUUUUUCAGUAUUUUAUGUAUAAACACAUAUUAAACACCUUAUAUUUGUCUGCAUGGAACGAGGCGUCCAGAUUCAAGUUCUCACUUUUCAAAUUGAAAAGUAAAACGUUGAAAUUUCUAACGACUUGUACUCGUUAUUGUUAUUCUAAUAUAAAAUUAUUUGCAUUAUUUUAUUAAUAUUUAUUUAAUUUAUUAUUAUUUAUUUAGUUUAUUAUUAUUUGUGGCAUGUUUCCCACUUGCAACUCAUAAUUAUUAAUUUUAACUAUAUUUUUUAACAAAAUACUAAAACAUCCAGCGUGCAUACAUACAUUCACAAGAUGAAAAAUAGAUGAAUCUCAAAAAAUAUCUUCCAAAAUAGUUUACAACAACACAUAAGAAAAAGUAUAAAAUUUUAUAAAAUUAUCUAAACAAAUACACUUCUCAAAUGCAGAUGUACUUAAGUACUUAGAAACUAGCACACACGCACACACUAAAGUCAAAAGUCUCAUUUACAUAAACUUUUGGCUUUGUCGACUUAAUUUUUUUGCGAGAAUGUGGAACUGAAAUGUGCCCGUAUCGUAAACGUCUUAAAUCUUCAUAACACAACACUGUAAUAGAUAUGUAUAUUUACAUUGUAUCUAUUGGCCUAUAAAUAUAAACAUCUCUACGUAUAUAAUUUUCCUUAAUGGAAAGGCUUGCCCGAAAUUACUGCAAGUGAAAUGAAAUAUUUUUUUAAGAUACUAAACUAAAAACAUAAAUACAUAAUUACAUUAUAACCUAACAUAAAUGUGAAUGAACCAAUGCAAAAUGAAACGCUAUGUAAGAUUUUGUAAUAAUUUAAGUCGAAGAUUUUGGAUUGCUUUAUUAAACAUAUGCACUGUACAUAUAGUACAUAUGUGUAUGUGUGUGAGUUUUCUAUCGCA